Nestor notabilis (Kea) is the source of this 1280-nucleotide messenger RNA. Its product is annotated as solute carrier family 23 member 2-like. The record is from RefSeq and is a predicted model, not a curated record. NCBI's taxonomy places the organism in Eukaryota, Metazoa, Chordata, Aves, Psittaciformes, Psittacidae. Gene Ontology annotation, molecular function: transmembrane transporter activity. The annotation marks the transcript as partial. Gene Ontology annotation, biological process: transmembrane transport; L-ascorbic acid metabolic process. The transcript is spliced from 6 exons. Gene Ontology annotation, cellular component: membrane.
AGAUUUCAGUUUUCUUUCCUUCACAGUUCAGUGGGGACUGCCAACAAUUUCAGCUGCUGGAGUAAUAGGGAUGCUCAGCGCCGUUGUUGCUAGCAUUAUUGAAUCAAUAGGAGAUUACUAUGCCUGUGCCAGGUUGUCUUGUGCUCCUCCUCCUCCUAUUCAUGCAAUAAACAGAGGGAUUUUCAUUGAGGGUCUCUCCUGUGUCCUGGAUGGAGUAUUUGGGACAGGGAAUGGAUCAACUUCUUCCAGCCCUAACAUUGGUGUCUUGGGCAUCACAAAGGUUGGAAGUCGCAGGGUCAUACAGUAUGGGGCAGCCUUCAUGCUCCUGCUUGGGAUGGUUGGCAAGUUCAGUGCUCUCUUUGCAUCGCUGCCUGACCCCGUGCUCGGUGCCCUCUUCUGCACUCUCUUUGGGAUGAUCACAGCCGUGGGUCUGUCUAACCUCCAGUUCAUCGAUUUAAAUUCUUCUCGGAACCUGUUUGUACUUGGAUUUUCCAUUUUCUUUGGACUUGUCCUUCCAAGCUAUCUCAAACAAAAUCCACUGGUCACAGGCAUAGCAGGCAUCGAUCAAGUCCUGAACGUCCUUCUCACUACAGCCAUGUUUGUCGGUGGCUGCGUUGCGUUUAUUUUGGAUAACACCAUUCCAGGAAGCCCUGAAGAAAGGGGAAUAAGGAAAUGGAAGAAAGGGGUUGGUAAAGGAAGCAAGUCACUGGAUGGCAUGGAAACAUAUGAUUUGCCUUUUGGCAUGAACUUUAUUAAGAAAUACAGGUGUUUCAGCUUCCUGCCCAUCAGCCCAACCUUCAUGGGUUACACGUGGAAAGGCUUCAGGAAAAGCAGUAACUGCAGGAGUUCAGAUGAAGACUCAGAAGCUACAGUAUAGCCUUAGCUGAAAUUCUAUUAUCUAGUUGUAGUAAAAGAUGUAUUUGCGGUUUCUUGCUGAUUAAGAAGCAUUAAAAUAUAUGUUUUGUAUAUCUGCAUUUAAAUUCUGGAACCAGAGCUGAGACAGAUUUAAAAGAGAAAAAAAAAAGCUUUCCUGUUGUGGGUGGUGGCACCAGAUUUAGUGUCUCUGGGUCAAAUCUGCUGAUGCUCCUCUGUGUGAUUCUCAAAAGCUAGACAUCCUUGCUCGCCUAAGCCUGGUUAUUCGAAGUGGGGCUUAGUUUUCCCAAAGUAUGGAGGUGCUAUUGACAGAUGUUCCUACUUAUGGUGAUUGAUGUAAGUCAUUGACUGGCGUUUUUGGCACGUUCAUUGCUGGCAAUGGUAGUUACGCCAGAAAAUCUGAAUCC